AUGGUGGUGGUUCUUAUGUGGAAUGCAGGGAGUGUUGGGGUUCUCACAGAAGCUCAGUGCCGUGAAGAGAUGAACAUAUUGGCGAAUGCAUGCAAGCCAUUGCUGACAGGAAAUCCCGCAACCCCAUUUUGCUGUGAAAGAGUGAGGGUGACCCAUGUUGAAUGUGUGUGUCCUUUUAUUACACCAAAACUGGCAGCUCUCAUUGAUGUCAAUUAUGCUAUCAAAGUCAUUCAGGGUUGUGGACGCCAAGUCCCUAGCCAUUACAAGUGUGGAAAUAUCACUACUCCUGAGGUAGACAAAGUGAUGUUCAUAGGAGCAUUCUAUUGCCAGUAUUGA
This is a messenger RNA of Cornus florida, 336 nucleotides long. RefSeq lists its product as uncharacterized. The record is from RefSeq and is a predicted model, not a curated record. NCBI's taxonomy places the organism in Eukaryota, Viridiplantae, Streptophyta, Magnoliopsida, Cornales, Cornaceae. The transcript is spliced from 2 exons. Bases 1 to 336 code for a protein of 111 amino acids.